AUGGACACCUCCGCACCCACAGAAACACUCGAGCAGAUGCAGACACGGCAUCGUCGUGAGCUCAAAGAUCUGCAAGGUCGCAUAACUGGAAAGAAGAAGAACGCCACCAAGAAGACUCGCAAAGGCGUCAACGACGAGUGUGCAGAGAUGGAGCGUCAACUACGAGACAAGCAAGCCGCCGAGGUUGCCGCCUUGAGUCCGAGCGAGAGCAAGAACGAGGAGAACGAAGAUGAUACUGCUUCUGAGGCAGGGGAUAAGCCAGAGGAAGACAAACUUGCCGAAGAGACUCAGAAGUUGAGUGUCUCAGAGCCAGUGGAACAGCAGCAGCAGCAACCGGGGAAGAAACGAAACCGCCAGAAGGAGAGAAUGGCUCGACGUGCUGCAGAGCAGGAAGCAGAGGCGCAGCGUGCGGAGGAGGAGGCGUCUAACAUGACAAACUACCGAGCGAAGGAGAGCGAGUAUAUGAAGACGACAUUCGAGAAGCACGGCCUAGUAGAGAAAGAUAUCGCCCCCGAUGGACACUGUCUUUUCUCAGCGGUGGCGGAUCAGUUGGGCCAAAACGACAUCCCACUUAGCGACGGAGCUACGCAAGAGCCGGCUUACAAGACAGUACGACGAGUGGCUUCGCAUUAUAUGCUGGAACAUGGAGACGACUUUGCUCCUUUCCUAGAAGAGGACCUUGAAGGCUACGCUCGUAAGAUGAGGGAUACUGCUGAAUGGGGCGGACAGCUUGAGCUCAUGGCAUUGGCACGGCAAUACAAGGCAGAGAUCCGAGUCGUGCAAGAUGGACGCAUGGAGCGCAUUGGCGAGGAAGAGGGAGCCGAGUCAGGAAAGACGCUAUGGCUGGCAUACUACAGGCACGGCUACGGGUUGGGAGAGCACUACAACUCUCUCCGAAAAACAUCAUGA
This is a messenger RNA of Fusarium coffeatum, 909 nucleotides long. RefSeq lists its product as uncharacterized. Bases 1 to 909 code for a protein of 302 amino acids. The record is from RefSeq and is a predicted model, not a curated record. NCBI's taxonomy places the organism in Eukaryota, Fungi, Ascomycota, Sordariomycetes, Hypocreales, Nectriaceae. Gene Ontology annotation, biological process: protein deubiquitination. The transcript has a single exon. Gene Ontology annotation, molecular function: cysteine-type deubiquitinase activity.